AUGUCGUCGUUUCUUGACCUGCCCGCGGAAUUGCGCAACCAAGUAUACGGUUACAUUGCUAUACCCCACACAGCACCUCUCUCCUCCUACAUCGGGCUCUACCUAUCCUGUCACCAGAUUCGAUCUGAAAUGGACGGCGAGUGCUCCAAAAUAUUCCGAAACUACCUCGAGAUCUUCCAGGAUCAGCUCCAAGACGCCCGCAUCGACAUACCUGAGACUUUCGCGGAAAUGCAGCACGUCCGCCUGCACUGCAAACCGACUGCAGACUUCAGCAUCAUUCAAUGGUUCGAUGAAGUCACGGAUAUCUGCCUACUCCAUCUCGCAAGCCUUUCCAUUAUCUAUGGCUUUCCGGAAGACUCGUCUCUCUCGCAUAAUGUGGACCAUUAUCUGCUUUGGCUUGCCGAUGUAAUGCCGGACCAGCUCAAGACAAGGGUGGUCAACUCUCAGCGGGUUGAAAUGGUGUCCUUCUGGGCCUCAGAAGAAGAAGCGAAGGAUUUCGUCGAUGAAUAUCCACACCAUGAGUUCGUCACCGCAAAUUGGACCUUCCUAUGGGAUUUGGAACUUGACGGUACUCUGCAUAGCGUGUGGAAGAAGCCGGAUGGCAAGGGACGUAGCGAAGUGCUAGCGAAUGAUACCAUGGCUUAG
This is a messenger RNA of Alternaria arbusti, 645 nucleotides long. RefSeq lists its product as uncharacterized. Lineage: Eukaryota; Fungi; Ascomycota; Dothideomycetes; Pleosporales; Pleosporaceae. The record is from RefSeq and is a predicted model, not a curated record. Bases 1 to 645 code for a protein of 214 amino acids. The transcript has a single exon.